Messenger RNA from Phytomonas sp. Hart1, 186 nucleotides. The record is from the annotation of a GenBank genome assembly. NCBI's taxonomy places the organism in Eukaryota, Euglenozoa, Kinetoplastea, Trypanosomatida, Trypanosomatidae.
AUGAUAUAUAUAUAUGUACAUGUAGGUAAUGCAUAUCAUGUAAUUUAUAUAUUGGAUGAAAUACAUAUAUGCAUUUCAAAUCUUCUUAUUUUACGUAUUCGACUCUACAAGAACAAUAUAAUUAAUAAAUGCUUUCUUCUGCGUGAGAGUGAGCAUAUUCGUUACUAUGAAUAUAUAUUAAGAUGA